This is a messenger RNA of Conger conger (European conger), 8924 nucleotides long. It is a transcript of the gene nbeab, whose product is annotated as neurobeachin b. Gene Ontology annotation, molecular function: protein kinase binding. The record is from RefSeq and is a predicted model, not a curated record. Gene Ontology annotation, biological process: intracellular protein localization. Lineage: Eukaryota; Metazoa; Chordata; Actinopteri; Anguilliformes; Congridae. Gene Ontology annotation, cellular component: membrane; cytosol.
GGGGAUUUUAACGGAAAGGAGGAUUUCCAGAAUUUUCUUUAUUUUUCUCAUUGAUGCUUGUGCAUAGUCGGUGGUAAUAGCUACAGCAGGUGAGACCGCGGCCGCUCCUUUGGAUUCGAGGGGAAAUGUCGAGCGAGAAGCCGGUUUUAGUGCCGGGUUCGGUAUCGCUCUCGGACCGAGAACCUCCCCCGGGUCAUGGGCAACAGGGGACAACGGGCUCCAAUACUGCUGAAAUGAUGGUGUCCGGUUCGGGCUCAAUGGUCCUGCCGGCCGGGGUGAUCAAUCCCUCGGUUCCGAUCCGGAAUAUCAAGAUGAAAUUCGCCGUUCUCAUCGGUCUGAUCCAGGUCGGGGAGGUUAGCAACAGAGACAUUGUCGAGACGGUUCUGAACCUGCUGGUGGGCGGCGAGUUUGACCUGGAGAUGAACUUCAUCAUCCAGGACGCGGAGAGCAUCGGCUGCAUGGUGGAGCUGCUGGAGCACUGCGACGUGACCUGCCAGGCGGAGAUCUGGAGCAUGUUCACCGCCAUCCUGCGCAAGAGCGUGCGCAACCUGCAGACCAGCACCGAGGUGGGCCUGAUCCAGCAGGGCCUGCUCAAGAUGGCCGCCGUCGACGACAUGAUCGCAGACCUGCUGGUGGACAUGUUGGGGGUGAUGGCGAGUUACAGCAUCACAGUGAAGGAGCUGAAGCUGCUGUUCAGCAUGCUGCGCGGGGACAACGGGGUGUGGCCCAGACAUGCGGUGAAGCUGCUGUCGGUGCUCAAUCAGAUGCCCCAGAGACACGGCCCCGACACCUUCUUCAACUUCCCCGGACGCAGCGCUGCCGCCAUUGCAUUACCUCCCAUUGCUAAGUGGCCUUACCAGAAUGGCUUUACCCUGAACACAUGGUUCCGCAUGGACCCACUGAACAACAUCAACGUGGACAAGGAUAAGCCCUACCUUUACUGCUUCCGCACCAGCAAAGGGAUCGGCUACUCUGCGCAUUUCGUGGGGAACUGUCUGAUCGUGACGUCUCUGAAGUCCAAGGGCAAGGGGUUCCAGCACUGUGUGAAGUACGACUUCCAGCCUCGGAAGUGGUACAUGAUCAGCAUCGUCCACAUCUACAACCGCUGGAGGAACAGCGAGAUCCGGUGCUACGUCAACGGGCAGCUGGUCUCCUACGGCGACAUGGCCUGGCACGUCAACACCAACGACAGUUAUGAUAAAUGCUUCCUGGGAUCGUCCGAGACGGCGGACGCUAACAGGGUGUUCUGCGGCCAGCUCGGAGCCAUCUACGUGUUCAGCGAAGCACUCAACCCGGCCCAGAUAUUUGCAAUACAUCAGCUCGGACCGGGCUACAAGAGCACGUUUAAGUUUAAGUCUGAGAGCGACAUCCACCUGGCGGAGCACCAUAAGCAGGUUCUGUACGACGGCAAGCUGGCCAGCAGCAUCUCCUUCACCUACAACGCCAAGGCCACGGACGCCCAGCUCUGCCUGGAGUCCUCCCCCAAGGAGAACCCCUCCAUCUUCGUGCACUCGCCCCACGCCCUCAUGCUCCAGGAUGUGAAAGCCAUCGUCACACACUCCAUCCACAGUGCCAUCCACUCCAUCGGGGGGAUCCAGGUGCUGUUCCCCCUGUUUGCCCAGCUGGACUACCACCAGCAGAGCGAGAGCACGGUGGAGACCACCGUCUGUGCCACUCUCCUGGCCUUCCUGGUGGAGCUGUUGAAGAGCUCAGUGGCCAUGCAGGAGCAGAUGCUGGGGGGGAAGGGCUUCCUGGUUAUUGGCUAUCUCCUGGAGAAGUCCUCCAGGGUGCACAUCACCCGUGCGGUGCUGGAGCAGUUCCUGUCCUUCGCCAAGUACCUGGACGGCCUGACGCACGGAGCGCCCCUGCUGAAGCAGCUGUGCGACCACAUCCUGUUCAACGCCGCCAUCUGGAUCCACACGCCCGCCAAGGUCCAGCUGUCCUUGUACACGUAUCUCUCGGCGGAGUUCAUCGGCACGGCGACCAUUUACACCACCAUCCGGCGGGUGGGCACGGUGCUGCAGCUCAUGCACACGCUCAAGUACUACUACUGGGCCAUCAACCCGGCCGACACCAGCGCCAUCACGCCCAAGGGCCUGGACGGACCCCGGCCCACUCAGAAGGAGAUCAUCUCCCUGCGGGCCUUCAUGCUGCUGUUCCUGAAGCAGCUCAUUCUCAAGGACCGAGGGGUGAAGGAGGACGAGCUCCAGAGCAUCCUGAACUACCUGCUGACCAUGCACGAGGAUGAGAAUAUCCACGAUGUUCUGCAGCUCCUCGUCGCUCUCAUGUCAGAGCACCCCGCCUCCAUGAUCCCAGCCUUCGACCAGAGGAACGGGAUACGGGUGAUCUACAAGCUGCUGGCCUCCAAGAGUGAGAGUAUUCGGGUGCAGGCACUGAAGGUUCUGGGCUACUUCCUGAAGCACCUAGGCCAUAAGAGGAAGGUGGAGAUCAUGCACACACACAGUCUCUUCACUCUGCUCGGAGAGAGGCUGAUGCUCCACACCAACACUGUGACCGUCACCACCUACAACACGCUGUACGAGAUCCUGACGGAACAGGUGUGCACGCAGGUGGUGCACAAGCCUCACCCCGAGCCCGACUCCACAGUGAAGAUCCAGAACCCCAUGAUUCUGAAGGUGGUGGCGACUCUGCUGAAGAACGCCACGCCCAGUGUGGAGCUGAUGGAGGUGCGGAGGCUCUUCCUGUCCGACAUGAUCAAGCUGUUCAGCAACAGCAGGGAGAACAGACGGUGUCUGCUCCAGUGCUCCGUGUGGCAGGACUGGAUGUUCUCGCUGGGCUACAUCAACCCCAAGAACUCGGAGGAGCAGAAGAUCACGGAGAUGGUCUACAACAUCUUCCGCAUCCUGCUCUACCACGCCAUCAAGUACGAGUGGGGCGGCUGGCGUGUGUGGGUGGACACGCUCUCCAUCGCCCACUCCAAGGUGACCUACGAGGCCCACAAGGAGUACCUGGCGAAAAUGUACGAGGAGUACCAGCGGCAGGAGGAGGAGAACAUCAAGAAGGGGAAGAAGGGGCUGGUGAGCACCAUCUCGGGCCUGUCCGCCCAGGCCUCGGGCAUCAAGGGCGCCAUCGAGAUCCGCGAGCUGGACGACGGCGGCUCGCAGACGCAGACGCCCGAGAGCGAGGCGGACUACCCCGAGAGCGCCGACGCCCGAAACCUGCUGGCCGGGGGGCCCAAGGGCCCGGGCGGGGAGGAGGUGGAGGAGGAGGAGGACGAGGAGGUGCGCGUGGAGGUGCACGACCUGCUGGUGGACAUCAAGGCGGAGAAGGUGGAGGCCACCGAGGUGAAGCUGGACGACCUGGACCUGUCGCCGGAGACGCUGGUGGGCGUGGGCGUGUCGGAGAACGGGGCGCUGGUGGAGGUGGACUCGCUGCUGGACAACGUGUACUGCGCCGCCGUGGAGACGCUGGGCGGGGUCAACGGGCAGAGCGCCGACGACAAGAACGCCGGGCCGCUCAUCACGCUGGCCGACGAGAAGGACAGCGCCGGCGGCGUCGGCGUCGUCCCCGGCAACAGCGGCUUCCUGUUCGGGAAGGGCCCCGAGCUGGGCUCCGCGGAGCCCCUGGUCCUGCCGCCGCCCGGGCUCCAGGUGCACACCGGCGGGGACGACCUGGGCCUGCUGGCCCACAUGACGGGCAGCUCCGACCUGGCCCCGCCCGCGCCCCCGUCCGCGCUGGAGCACGGCGAGCUGAAGCUGCGCUCCGCUCUGGAGGACAUGGACGCCGUCGCCGAGGGCGCCGCCAAACCCGCCGAGGGCGCCGAGCCGGUCGCCACGGUGACGGAGGCCGGGGGCGGGGCCGACGCCGCCAGCACCAUCUCCGACACGGAGCGGUCCGACGACGGCAAGGACAAGGAGAUCAAGAAGAUCCAGACCACCGCCACCACGCAGACUCUGCACGGGCGCAUGGCCAGUCAGAUGGAGAGGGACCUGCGGGUGGACCUGGGCUUCCGGGGCAUGCCCAUGACGGAGGAGCAGAGGCGCCAGUUCAGCCCCGGCCCCCGCACCACCAUGUUCCGCAUCCCAGAGUUCAAGUGGUCGCCCAUGCACCAGCGCCUGCUCACCGACCUGCUGUUCGCCCUGGAGACGGACGUGCACGUGUGGAGGAGCCAUUCCACCAAGUCGGUCAUGGACUUUGUGAACAGCAACGAGAACAUCAUUUUUGUACAUAACACCAUCCACCUAAUUUCUCAAAUGGUAGACAACAUCAUCAUCGCCUGUGGAGGAAUUCUGCCCCUGCUGUCAGCAGCCACGUCUCCUUCUAGUUCUAAGGUUAGUACCAGCACUACGGAGCUGGAGAGCAUCGAGGCCACGCAGGGCAUGUCCUCGGAGACGGCCGUCACCUUCCUCAGCCGCCUCAUGGCCAUGGUGGACGUGCUGGUGUUCGCCAGCUCCCUCAACUUCAGCGAGAUCGAGGCCGAGAAGAACAUGUCCUCCGGGGGCCUGAUGCGCCAGUGCCUCCGACUGGUCUGCUGUGUGGCUGUGAGGAACUGUUUGGAGUGCAGACAGAGACAGAGGGACAGAACAACCAAAUCCUCCAUCCCGAGCAAGACCCAGGAGAACCUGCAGAACAUUCCGCCCGUCAGCAAGGAUCCUGACAGGCUUCUGCAGGAUGUGGACAUCAAUCGGCUCCGAGCUGUCGUCUUCCGCGAUGUGGACGACAGUAAACAGGCACAAUUCCUGGCUCUUGCUGUGGUCUAUUUCAUCUCGGUCCUGAUGGUCUCCAAGUACCGUGACAUCCUGGAGCCCCAGCGCGAGAUUGCCAGGUCCAGCAGCCAAUCGGGGAGGAGUAUCCGGCAAGAGAUCAACUCACCUACCAGUACCGAGAACCCGUCUGGGUUUGUGGAGGGCGGUAAGGACGUGCCCACGCCGGGGGAGGACCUGCAUGUGGAGAGCUCCCUCCCGCACACGGACUCAGGCAUCGGGGAGGAGCAGGUGUCGGGCGUGCUGAACGGGGCGGACCUGGAGGCCAGCGCCGGGGGCCCGGACGCCAUGAGCGAGCUGCUCUGCACGCUGUCCUCCGAGGUGAAGGCCCAGGAGAGCCGCGCCCAGUCGCCCAGCGCCGACGGCCUCAAGCCCGCCCCCUCCAUCUCCAGCAUCUCCCACGGCAACAAGGGCAUCAACGUCAAGGAGAUCCUGAAGAGCCUGGUGGCCUCGCCCGUGGAGGGGCCGGAGCCCGGGCCCGAGCCCCUCCCCUACCCCGACCCGGCCGUCAAGGCCCAGACCCAGGCCAUCCUGCCCAUGCAGUUCCACUCCUUCGACAGGAGCGUGGUGGUCCCGGUGAAGAAGCCCCCGCCCGGGAACCUGGCCGUCACCACGGUGGGCAGCUCCAGCACCGCGGGGAGUCUGGCCUCCGGGAGCACGCCCAACAUCUUCGCUGCUGCCUCAGCCACGCCCAAGAGCAUGAUCAACACUACAGGUGCCACAGACUCGGCCUCCUCCUCUUCCUCCUCCUCCUCCAGCUUCGUUAACGGGGCCACCAGUAAGAACCUGCCGGCCGUGCAGACGGUGGCACCCAUGCCUGAGGACACGGUGGAGAACAUGAGUGCCUUUUGUGAAGUGGACCCGUGUCCACUAAGAUCCGGGCUGACACCGCCAGAACUCAAACCCUUUAGCUCCCUGCCAGGGAUCCCGGCAGCUCCCCGAGGUGCAGGCCAGUGUCAUAGCAUCACCACUAAGCUGGAGCGGGCCCUGGAGAAGGUGGCCCCGUUGCUGAGGGAGAUCUUCGUGGACUUCGCCCCGUUCCUCUCGCGCACGCUGCUGGGUAGCCACGGGCAGGAGCUCCUCAUAGAAGGUACAGGGCUGGUGUGUAUGAAGUCCAGCACCUCCGUGGUGGAGCUGGUGAUGCUGCUUUGCUCGCAGGAAUGGCAGAACUCAAUUCAGAAGAACGCUGGUCUGGCCUUCAUCGAGCUCAUCAACGAGGGCAGGCUGCUGUGUCAUGCCAUGAAGGACCACAUCGUGCGCGUGGCCAACGAAGCGGAGUUCAUCCUCAACCGACAGCGGGCAGAGGACGUACACAAACACGCCGAGUUUGAGUCGAACUGCGCACAGUACGCUGCAGACAGGAAGGAGGAGGAGAAGAUGUGUGAUCACCUGAUCAGCGCCGCCAAGCACAGAGACCACGUGACCGCCAACCAGCUGAAGCAGAAGAUCCUCAACAUCCUGACCAAUAAGCACGGAGCCUGGGGCACGCUGUCGCAGAGCCAGCUGCAUGACUUCUGGCGUCUGGACUACUGGGAGGACGACCUUCGUAGGAGGCGGAGAUUCGUACGCAACGCCUUCGGCUCCACCCACUUGGACAUUUCACUCAAGGCCCUGGAGGAUUAUGGCACGGAGGAGGACGACAUGGUGAAGUGGAAGAAGGCCUUCCGCAGCCAGGCGGUGGUCAGCCAGAACCCCGAGUCGGAGCUGAUGCUGGAGGGGGACGACGACACCGUCAGCCUGCUGCAGGAGAAGGAGAUCGACAACCUGGCAGGCCCCGUGGUCCUGAGUACACCAGCUCAGCUCGUGGCCCCGGUCAUCGUAGCACGAGGGACGCUCUCCAUCACCACGACCGAGAUCUAUUUUGAGGUGGAUGAAGAUGACUCCGCCUUCAAAAAGAUUGACGCCAAGGUCUUGGCGUACUCGGAGGGCCUGCAUGGGAAAUGGAUGUUCAGCGAGAUCCGCGCCGUCUUCUCCAGACGCUACCUGCUGCAGAACACCGCCCUGGAGGUCUUCAUGGCCAACAGAACCUCCGUGAUGUUCAACUUCCCGGACCAGGCUACGGUCAAGAAGGUGGUCUACAGCCUCCCCAGGGUGGGCGUGGGCACCAGCUACGGCCUGCCCCAAGCCAGGCGGAUCUCCCUGGCAACCCCACGACAGCUCUUCAAGUCCUCCAACAUGACCCAGCGCUGGCAGAGGCGGGAGAUCUCCAACUUUGAGUACCUGAUGUUCCUCAACACCAUCGCAGGGAGGACCUACAACGACCUUAACCAGUACCCGGUCUUCCCUUGGGUUCUCACCAACUACGAGUCUGAGGAGCUGGAUCUCACCCUCCCGGGGAACUUCAGAGACCUGUCAAAGCCAAUCGGAGCGCUGAACCCCAAGCGCGCUGUGUUCUACGCCGAGCGCUACGAGACGUGGGAGGAGGAUCAGACGCCCCCCUGCCACUACAGCUCCCACUACUCCACCUCCGCCUCCAGCCUGCGCUGGCUCGUCAGAAUAGAGCCCUUCACCACGUUCUUCCUCAACAUCAACGACAACAAGUUCGACCACGCCGACCGCACCUUCUCUACCAUCGCCCGCUCCUGGAGGAACUGCCAGCGGGACACCUCCGACGUCAAGGAGCUGAUCCCGGAGUUCUACUACCUCCCGGAGAUGUUCGUCAACAGCAACGGCUACGACCUGGGCCUGCGGGAGGAUGGGGCGGCCGUGUGCGACGUGGAGCUCCCGGUUUGUGUUGCCUCCAGCUCUAAUUGCCUCCGCUCUUCGUGACAGGCCCUGGAAAGCGAGUUUGUGUCGUGUCAGCUCCAUCAGUGGAUUGACCUCAUUUUCUCGGCUACAAGCAGGCGAGGCCCGGAGGCGGUGCGCGCCCUCAACGUCUUCCACUACCUGACGUACGAGGGCUCCGUCAACCUGGACAGCAUCAGCGACCCCCUGCUACGGGAGGCGAUGGAGGUGCAGAUUCAGUGUUUUGGACAGACUCCAUCUCAGUUGCUUAUCGAGCCACAUCCGCCACGCAGCUCCGCCAUGCACCUGUGUUUCCUUCCGCAGAGUCCUCUCAUGUUUAAGGACCAGAUGCAGCAGGACGUGAUCAUGGUGCUGAAGUUCCCGUCCAACUCGCCCGUCACGCACGUAGCGGCGAACACCCUGCCCCACCUGACCGUGCCGGCCGUCGUCACGGUCACCUGCAGCCGCCUGUUCGCUGUCAACCGCUGGCACAACACCGUGGGUCUCAGGGGAGCACCAGGAUACUCUCUGGAACAGGCCCAUCACCUCCCGAUCGAGAUGGACCCCCUUAUCGCCAAUAACUCCGGGAUGAACAAAAGGCAAAUCACAGACCUUGUGGACCAGAGCAUCCAGAUAAACACGCACUGUUUUGUGGUGACGGCCGACAACCGCUACAUCCUGGUGUGUGGGUUCUGGGACAAGAGCUUCCGUGUCUAUUCAACGGAGACAGGCAAGCUGACCCAGAUUGUGUUCGGGCACUGGGACGUGGUCACGUGUCUGGCCCGGUCCGAGUCCUACAUCGGGGGCGACUGCUACAUCGUGUCAGGGUCCAGGGACGCCACACUGCUGCUCUGGUACUGGAGUGGGAGGCACCACAUCAUCGGAGACAAUCCCAACAACAGUGAUUAUCCCGCUCCUCGGGCAGUGCUGACGGGUCAUGACCAUGAGGUGGUCUGUGUGUCCGUCUGUGCGGAGCUGGGUCUGGUCAUCAGCGGUGCCAAAGAGGGCCCCUGUCUGGUGCACACCAUCACGGGGGACCUGCUGCGGGCCCUGGAGGGCCCCGAUAACUGCCUGUGCCCGCGGCUCAUCUCGGUGUCCAGCGAGGGCCACUGCAUCAUCUGCUACGAGCGCGGCCGCUUCUGCAACUUCAGCAUCAACGGCAAACAGCUGGCGCAGAUGGAGGUCAACGACUCCACCCGGGCCAUCCUCCUGAGCAGCGACGGGCAGAACCUGGUGACGGGCGGGGACAACGGCGUGGUGGAGGUGUGGCAGGCCUGCGACUUCAAGCAGCUCUACAUCUACCCCGGCUGUGACGCCGGCAUCCGCGCCAUGGACCUGUCACAUGACCAAAGGACUCUGAUUACGGGCAUGGCGUCCGGAAGCAUCGUGGCGUUUAACAUCGAUUUUAACCGCUGGCACUACGAGCACCAGAACAGAUACUGAGAGGAAGGCCAGGCCCCCUGGCCCCCGGCCCCC